AUGUGGUCCGUACGGUUACUCGCCGUUGUUUCCCUCUUUGUGUAUUGUGUGGUCGGUGAAGAAAAGAAGGAGGACUACGGCACUGUUGUUGGAAUUGACUUGGGAACGACUUAUUCAUGUGUUGGUGUGUUUCAGAAUGGACGGGUGGAAAUAAUUGCAAACGAUCAAGGAAAUCGGAUUACACCGUCGUAUGUCGCAUUCACAGCCGAGGGCGAACGGCUUGUCGGAGAUGCUGCGAAAAAUCAGCUGACGACAAACCCGGAAAAUACCAUUUUCGACGUGAAGCGACUCAUUGGCAGAACGUUCAAUGAAGAGUCUGUUCAAAAGGAUAUCAAACAUUUUCCGUUUACAGUUAUUAACAAGAACGACAAACCAUACAUUCAGGUGAAGGUUGGCUCGGAAACACGCACGUUCGCUCCGGAAGAAAUAUCGGCAAUGGUCCUCGGUAAGAUGAAGGAAAGUGCUGAAGCUUAUUUGGGCAAACCAGUCACGCACGCCGUCAUCACUGUUCCCGCCUACUUUAACGAUGCACAGCGACAAGCCACAAAGGAUGCUGGUGUUAUCGCUGGUCUUAAAGUGCUGCGAAUAAUCAACGAGCCUACGGCUGCUGCCAUCGCAUAUGGUUUAGACAAAAAGGAGGGUGAAAAGAACAUUCUGGUGUACGAUUUGGGUGGAGGCACUUUUGAUGUUUCCUUGUUGACCAUUGAGAAUGGCGUGUUCGAGGUAGUGGCAACCAGUGGUGAUACGCAUUUGGGAGGUGAGGACUUUGAUCAGCGAGUGACUACCUACCUUCUUAAUUUGUACAAAAAGAAGACAGGAAAGGAUGCUAGUGGCGACAAGCGGGCAGUUCAGAAACUACGUCGAGAAGUUGAGAAAGCCAAACGUACCCUCAGCACUACCCAAACCGUCCGUCUAGAGAUAGAGUCCUUCUACGACGAUGAACCUUUCUCCGAGCAAAUAACUCGGGCACGUUUCGAAGAGCUGAAUGCCGAUCUGUUCUUAAGCACAUUGACUCCAGUGAAACAGGUAAUGAAAGACAGUGGCUUGGAUGAAUCAAGCAUACACGAGAUUGUUCUGGUUGGGGGGUCGACUAGAAUCCCUAAAAUCCAGCAACACAUCAAAGAAUACUUCCAUGGCAAAGAGCCUAGCCGUGGAAUUAAUCCGGAUGAAGCGGUGGCUAAUGGUGCUGCCGUCCAGGGAGGUGUUAUCAGUGGAGUGGAGAACACAGGUGGAGUUGUACUUCUUGAUGUUUGUCCGCUGACCCUUGGAAUCGAAACCGUCGGUGGUGUUAUGACUAAGCUGAUCUCGCGAAACACAGUAAUUCCAACGAAAAAGUCGCAGGUAUUUUCCACUGCUGCUGACAACCAACCCACGGUUACCAUUCAAGUGUUUGAAGGAGAAAGGCCGAUGACGAAAGACAAUCAUUACCUCGCAAAGUUUGAUCUUACAGGAAUCCCUCCAGCUCCUCGCGGUGUACCUCAGAUAGAAGUCACCUUCGAAAUCGAUGUGAACGGUAUCCUGCAGGUUACUGCCGAAGAUAAGGGCACUGGACAGAAGAAUAAGAUCGUGAUCAACAAAGAUCAGAAUCGUUUGAGUCCCGAGGAAAUCGAGAAAAUGAUUAAGGAUAGUGAACUGUUUGCCAAAGAGGACGCCAAACUCCGAGAAAGGGCGGACGCAAAGAAUGAGCUCGAAGGUCACGUGUAUCGUUUGAAGGGACAGUUGGACAACGAACUCAAAGACAAGCUUAGUGCAGAAGAUAAGAAGGCGAUCAGUGAAAUCGUUGAAGAGACGAUCACUUGGAUUGAGCAAAACCCGCAAGCCGAAACUGAGGACUUGAAAGAACGCAAGAAAAAGGUCGAUGACAUAGUGUCCCCCAUAAUUACGAAGCUUUACGGACAGGCGGGACCACCACCACCGACAGAACAACCCGGCAAAGAUGAGUUGUAA
Messenger RNA from Opisthorchis viverrini, 1947 nucleotides. RefSeq lists its product as hypothetical. Gene Ontology annotation, biological process: protein refolding; endoplasmic reticulum unfolded protein response; cellular response to unfolded protein. Gene Ontology annotation, molecular function: ATP hydrolysis activity; misfolded protein binding; ATP-dependent protein folding chaperone. The transcript has 2 exons. The record is from RefSeq and is a predicted model, not a curated record. The coding region runs from base 1 to 1947 and encodes 648 amino acids. Gene Ontology annotation, cellular component: endoplasmic reticulum lumen; endoplasmic reticulum chaperone complex; nucleus. Lineage: Eukaryota; Metazoa; Platyhelminthes; Trematoda; Opisthorchiida; Opisthorchiidae.